CAUCAACCUACCCGUGGCCCCCCUCUUACACUCUACCCCCGGCAUCUACCAUUUCCAGGGUCCUGAAGGCCUGAGAGUUACAACACCCGCUAAGACUUGAGUUCCAGUGUUCCAGAUUUCCAGGUUCAGGGGAACUCCGGCAACCCCUGUCUAAGCCAUAGAAAAGAGCUGGUCUCAGCUUUUUUACGAGUUUUUCUUUGCGGAGCGAACAGGUUCAGUUCCAGCUCACACACUACUUACUACUGCCAAUAUAACUAUCGUGUACUAUCCUCUACUACUAAAUUACACGACGCCUAAGGGUCUCCACAACAGCGGGCCAAUAUCUUAGAAUACGAAACGAAAUAACCAUUAUGUCUUUGGAACAAUCGCGACUACCGAAUGGACUAGACAAUAAUCAAAGACCCAUAGCUUCUAGAAAACCUGGUAAGGAUUCUCGAGAGCAAGUUCGUCUUAGCAUCGCAUCGUAUACGACCGCCGCAGAACAGCUGCCCGACGACGUUUUUACAGAUAUGGACGCCAUGGAAGGAACUGCGGUUAUGGAUGCCCGAGAGGUUACUAUUGAGGCCCCGAAAUUACCAGAGAGGAGUGCCCUCAGGGCAUCGAGGUUUAUAGAAUCCUUAAAACUUGACACGAUCGAACCGCCUACCACCGACCCGCACGAUGCAUACCUAUCUUCAGAGGAAGAUGCCUCUUCCUCUUCCAACGACUUUUCUGAUUAUGAAGGCGACUAUGACUCAGACAGCGACAUAUCGGAAGAAUCUCCAGUACGACGCGCGAGCAAGGAAGUCACCGCGAGAGCAGUUUCAGUGAUAUUUAUUGGAAGACCUUGUGUGGUGGACUUAGCAAGUGGCCGAAGAUCAGUGUCUCCUGUAAGGGGGCCUCGAUCAAGAGCCUCUACUACUUCAUCUUCCCGAACAGACUCAUUCGACAGCACGGCGAGCCACCCACCACGGAAGAGCAGCCUGGCAUCGACUGUAGAUUUGCCUAAGGAAAACCCGUCAUUCCUCAGCCAAGACCCUUUCGCUAGCGGCAACUACAAACUCGAGUCCGUCUCGAAGGAAGCUGCAUCAGCUGAUGCAAACCCUCGAGUACCGAAGACACCAACAAAAGCCUUUCACAGAUUUCAAAAGUCAUUAAGUUUGGUUAGGAAGAGAAGCCGACCCAAUCUUAAAGAUGCUAGCUACAGGGAUAGCAUGAGUUGGUCGCCCUCUACUACCGAUCUCUCAUCAUCUAGCCCGGACAUGUCGCGCGCAUCAGAGGAACAACAAGAACAGCCACAACGCCCCCAGCAACCGACGAGAUCUGAGACAGAGCCCACAGUUGCACCUGUGACGCCACCUCAGACACCGGUAACUUACAAUGACAUUAUGAAGCGGGCGCACCGAGAAUCUGCCCCGCGACUCCUCACCAAGCAACCACCUGCCCAACCAGUGUCGCCGAGCCCGAUAUCAGGCAAAAGGGGCUUAUUAAGUGGUCUUAACAUGAACCGAAGACGAAGCAUGCGCAUUAAGCCAUAAACAUUUUUACGUGUUUAACACUCUCCACUACUAUAUCAUACCUAUAUCAUUGCUUUCAUUUCAUGUUAAUCUACCAAUCAGUCUGGGGCAUGAGGUCUGGGAGAGGCAUUACAUCAAUCCAUCACAACAUAUCGGAGUUAGGUUUCGGGGCGCAUGGUUCUUUUUACUACUACUGCAACUGCAAUGCAAAUACGGACAGGCGAAUGGGAUGCAUGAAA
Messenger RNA from Hypoxylon trugodes, 1735 nucleotides. RefSeq lists its product as uncharacterized. The transcript is spliced from 2 exons. The record is from RefSeq and is a predicted model, not a curated record. The coding region runs from base 351 to 1517 and encodes 388 amino acids. Lineage: Eukaryota; Fungi; Ascomycota; Sordariomycetes; Xylariales; Hypoxylaceae.